UCUCUAUCAAAAGCCUCUCACCACUUCAAUGCCUGUUGACAUGAUUUUUCUUGGACCGGUAGUGUAAACCUGUCCAAUUGUUGAAGUAUCACCAACAUCAUAAUAAUAAUCACUACUACCAACACAAUAACUGAAUUAACAAACCUAUCUUUCCUCUAAAUUGUUGAAAAUCUCCCCUUCAUUUCGAUUUUAAAUUAAAAUCAAUGUGCAUUUAUUGGUGUUCUUGUUCAACCCGCGCUUUUUUGAUAUUGUCAGCUGCUUUCCAAUGUACUCUUGACUCACAAGUCUCAACACUUUCAGGCUUAACAAUCACAAUUCAGAUUAUCUGCUGCAUUUUCACUGUGGAUUUGAAUUGGAGCAGUAAAAAUUUUAUUUAUAUCAAAAAGAUAAAUAAUGAAACAAUCAUUUGAUGGACUACCAAUCAAGGAUGACCUAACAUCAACCAUAUUUACCUGUUUCUUCAACCUCUCAGCAUCUGAUUAACCACCGUCCAUACCAAAGUUGAAAAGUAACAGCAAAUUAACAACAACAUAACUCUUUUGUAUAAUUAUCAUAGUGAUGAAGAUUAUCAUUAACGUUUUUUGAUCGCUUCAAUGGGAACCCGUAAAUUAUUAUUGCUACCAAGCUUUCAUCUUUACUUUGAUGUUCAAUUAUUCUGGGUUCACCUUCACUCAAAACUUUCAACCUUUUCUCUCUAUUGGUCAUGAAAAACCUGUUCUUCUUUAAAGAACCCAUCUCAUUUCUCAACUCUUUCACUUGGCGAUAUUAAAUCAAUUCACUUUAAAGCCAAUUUUGGUCUGAACACUUGGAACAUCAUUAAAUAUUCUCAACCAUUUCCUUCUACACCAAGCAUUACUUACCUGUUUCUCAAGCUCAUCAUCAAACUCUCAUCCCUUCAACUCAAGUGAUCUAUUAAUUUGAAUCCCUCUUAUUGAAUAUUAUUAUUUAUAGAUUUUAAUAUUUCUUUCUAAUUCAAAUUAUCAUUUCAUUUGAGCCUCACCUUCACAAAUUAAUCGUUUUACUGCUCAAAAUCAAUCAUCAUCUUCUCAACUGUGUGCAACUUUUAAUUUCCUUUGAUCAGUUGGAAUCAAAUAUCAGCCAGUUGAUUAGCUUCAUGGUGUGAUUUUACUUCGGAAUCAUCGUUCACAUCUUGCCAGUUAUUACAAGAAACCACAACAAAGUUACAAUAAAAAACAAUCAAACAAGUGACAAUUGGUAAAAUGUUGGCAAAAAGGACGGAUCCUUCAGACUGUUAUCACCAAUCAACUGUUAUUUAUUGUCCAGCCUAUUGAAUCGUGAACAUUAUCACAUCUUUUUUUCCUACCUUUUCAUCUGUUGCUUCUGUGAAUCUCUUGCUCUUUUUUUCAUUUGUGUUGUGAUCUUUUCCUCUAUUUUCAUCUAUUUUUCUCCGUUCCUUAAUCAAGUUUUUUUGCCAUCUAUUGAUGAUUUUGAAGAAUGUUAAAGAUGAAAAAGAAUCAAAAGAGUUAAGAUCGUUUAUCCUUCUCACUUAGGACCUGGCAAUGACCUCCACUGAUUAAAACGGCUUACAUCAUUUACUUGGCAUCAACACAGCGAAACAAUUCCUAUCAUUUCACACGUUGUAAUCUGUGAUCUUACUUUUUGCAUCUCUAACUGUUCUUCCUCUUCCUACCAUCAAAGAUUGUUACAAAUUGAAUAAAGGACGUUUCUUAUUUAGUGUUCAAACAAAUGUAACAACAAUUUUUUGGAAUUUUUUCCCAAAAUUCUCUAACCAAAGUGACCAAAGGACAGCCAUGAUAACCUUUCGUAUUUCCCUUUGAUGAGAAAUAAACCAACGGAUAUUUCAAUGUUUCUUCUAUGAUACUCAAGCUGAAUUGCAAGUGAUUGUUUCAUCUCAAGCCAUGAUUAGAUCAAAGAGACAUCAAAACGUUAAUCCAGUUCUUUACAGGUCAUGUUUUCUUCGCCUUCCUUAUGCAUCCAUUUUGGCAACCCUCAUCGCCAUUUGUGGACUGGUUAUUGCAAUGGUUUCAUUGGGACAGUCAACCAUGAUAACCGAUCGACUCUUAAAUGAACUACUUCACCGAAAACAUAUCUGGUACCAAGAAGCUCAAUGGAUUUACUCAUCGUUUUCAAUUCUCGUCUCUAUAACCAUUCUAAUCAACUUGUUGAUUGGAUGCAUGACAACAGGCCGUAGAAUCACUCGUUAUGGAUCAGUCAGUUCAUGUGGUUUUUGCGGAAAAUUGACCACAAUUCUUCUCAAAAUGAUCUUUGGAUUGAAUUACUUACUCUUCUUGAUCAUCUUGAUUCUUACCUUGAUUGGAUCCAUAGCUUUAUUCAACUGCUAUGUUAUGUCCCGUCUAUGUAAUGAUGGACUGGCUUAUUCAUCAGACUCAUCUUUACCUUCAUCAUCGUCUUCACCAUUAACAACAAAUGGCCUUCCUGAGGAAACAGUUGACCUCAACCAAUCAUUGAAUCUCAAAAUUUUUGGCUCAUUAUUGUCGGUUCGAUCCAAUGAAACUUCACUUCUACUUUUCAAAGGACAUCGAUUGAAAAAACUUUGCAUCGAUUACAUUUCAAGUCUUUACCUUUAUUUAAUACUUACCUUUACUGGAUUCCUGCUAUUGACUUGGGGAUUCAUUAAUUUCCUGAUCAACUUAAGUGUAAAUAUGGCUCGAAUAGCAACUCGGCGUAAAUGUGCCGAGUUAAUCUACAUAAACAGUCCAGAGAUGGCAAAUUUUGUCAAAAAUAUCAACAAAGGAAGAUUUUGAUUUAUUUUUCCAAUUACAAUGUAAAACGUUGAUUGUAAUUUACAAUUUGAUUUAUUGUCAUCUCACUGUUUGUUACCUUUUUAUAUUGAUGCGAUAGUUUCAUAUUUUUAUAUUAAAGCAAGGAUAACAAAACAUUACAGCUGAUUCCGAACCAUUUCAUAUGAUACAUUAAAAUGGUGAUCAUAAAAAAUUAACGGUCAAUUAUCAUUGAA
This is a messenger RNA of Tetranychus urticae (two-spotted spider mite), 2959 nucleotides long. RefSeq lists its product as uncharacterized. The record is from RefSeq and is a predicted model, not a curated record. Gene Ontology annotation, cellular component: plasma membrane. Lineage: Eukaryota; Metazoa; Arthropoda; Arachnida; Trombidiformes; Tetranychidae. Gene Ontology annotation, biological process: neuron projection development.